This is a messenger RNA of Lepus europaeus (European hare), 1992 nucleotides long. It is a transcript of the gene TMEM200A, whose product is annotated as transmembrane protein 200A. The transcript has 4 exons. Lineage: Eukaryota; Metazoa; Chordata; Mammalia; Lagomorpha; Leporidae. The record is from RefSeq and is a predicted model, not a curated record. The coding region runs from base 337 to 1812 and encodes 491 amino acids.
CCUCGCUCGCUGCUGCCUUCGCUCGUCUCCGCAGGCGCCUGAGGUCUCGGACAUUUCCCGGAGUGACAGCCGCGAGAGGCGACCGGACCCCUGAGACCCCGCGCUCAGGACAGGAAUUCUGGGGGAUUUGACUGUAACAAAGUCCUUGGUAAGAUUUUCAAGAGCCCUGAGUGCAACUGCAAAAAGAAAAUAUCUGCUUCUCAUAUAAAGAUUUAAGGAAGAGGAAGGGUCUCCUUCAUCACACAAAAAGCAAUACAAAAAUAAUCCAGAUAACCCAUCAGUAUACAAUCUAAAGCCAAGGACAUUGAAGACUGUAUAGGAAUAAAAGGCCACGCAAUGAUAGCCACCGGAGGCGUAAUAACCGGCCUGGCUGCCUUGAAAAGGCAAGACUCUGCUAGAUCUCAGCAUCACGUCAACCUCAGCCCGACACCUGCUGCCCAAGAGAAGAAGCCUGUCCGUCGGCGGCCCCGGGCUGAUGUCGUGGUUGUUCGUGGCAAAAUCCGGCUUUACUCACCAUCUGGGUUUUUCCUCAUUUUAGGAGUGCUUAUCUCCAUUAUCGGGAUUGCUAUGGCUGUCCUUGGAUAUUGGCCCCAAAAAGAACAUUUCAUCGAUGCUGAAACAACAUUGUCAACCAAUGAAACUCAGGUCAUUCGGAACCAAGGUGGCGUGGUGGUGCACUUCUUUGAGCAGCACUUACAUUCUGAUAAAAUGAAAAUGCUUGGCCCUUUCACCAUGGGAAUUGGCAUUUUCAUCUUCAUUUGUGCUAACGCCAUCCUUCAUGAAAACCGUGACAAAGAAACCAAAAUCAUACACAUGCGGGAUAUCUAUUCCACAGUCAUUGACAUCCACACCCUGAGAAUCAAGGAGCAAAAGCAUAUGAAUGGCAUGUACACUGGUUUGGUGGGAGAAACCGAAGUACUACAGAAUGGGAACUCCUGUGCUUCGAGAUUGGCAGCAAAUACGAUUGCGUCUUUCUCGGGUUUUCAGAGCGGUUUUCGAAUGGACAGUUCAGUGGAGGAGGAUGAGCUUAUGCUAAAUGAAAACAAGAGUUUUGGGCAACUUAUGCCUCCUCUGCUCUCUGACAGUGCUGUCUCUGUUUUUGGCCUCUAUCCAGCUCCUUCCAAAACAACUGAUGAUAAGACCAGUGGCCCUAAGAAGUGUGAAACCAAGUCAAUUGUGUCAUCUUCCAUCAGUGCUUUUACAUUGCCUGUGAUCAAACUUAAUAACUGUGUUAUUGAUGAGCCCAGUAUUGAUAAUAUCACUGAGGAUGCUGAUAAUGUCAAAAGUAGGUCAAGGAAUUUGUCAAUGGAUUCUCUUAUGGUCCCUCUGCCCAGUGCCAAUGAAUCCUUCCAACCAGUCAGCAUGGGGCUGCCAAGGAAUAAUUCUGUUGGGGAGUCUUUGUCAAGUCAGUACAAAUCCUCUGGGGUCCUGGGGCCUGGGGCCGGACAGCUCUUGUCUCCUGGGGCUGCUAGAAGACAGUUUGGGUCUAAUACAUCCUUGCAUUUGCUCUCAUCACACUCAAAAUCCUUAGACUUAGAACGAGGUCGCUCCACUCUAACGGUUCAGGCCGAACAGCGUAAACAUCCAAGUUGGCCUAGACUGGAUCGAAGCAACAGCAAAGGGUAUAUGAAACUGGAGAACAAAGAGGACCCAAUGGAUCGGUUGCUAGUGCCCCAGGCUACCAUCAAAAAGGACUUUACCAAUAAGGAGAAGCUUCUUAUGAUUUCAAGAUCACAUAAUAACUUGAGCUUUGAACAUGAUGAGUUUUUGAGUAACAACCUAAAGCGGGGAACUUCUGAAACGAGGUUUUAAUGUUUAAAAAUAUGUCAUUUUACAAGGAUAUAUAUUUUAAAACUGUUUUCAAAGGUGUUUCCUUCUUAAAACUUUGGUUGUAAGCUUUUUAAAUCAAAUGUUUUGUAGUGUAUUAGAACUGGCUGCUUCAUUGUGUAAUGGAGAUGGUUGUAUGUUUGGAUUACUAAAGACUGCAGUACU